This is a messenger RNA of Pseudopipra pipra, 1630 nucleotides long. RefSeq names its product GTP-binding protein Rhes-like. The coding region runs from base 398 to 1024 and encodes 208 amino acids. The transcript has a single exon. Gene Ontology annotation, molecular function: GTP binding; GTPase activity. NCBI's taxonomy places the organism in Eukaryota, Metazoa, Chordata, Aves, Passeriformes, Pipridae. The record is from RefSeq and is a predicted model, not a curated record.
CCGGCAGCGGCGGCGGUGCAAUGCAGCGCGCUCAGCUCCAGGGCUGGAGUGGCUUUCCAGGGCUGAACUCCGCGGAUUGGCCCGGAGCACCCCGCUCUCCUCCCUCCCUGCCCUCCCUCCUCCAGCACCCACAACCCACUGGAGAUUGGACAGCUUGGUGCCACAUGGCAGAGAGGAACCAGGAUAAAAAAAAAAUGAGCCGGACUUGUGGAUUGUAGAGCGCGCGGCGAAACAGCCGGGGAGAAGUUUGCGGAGCGGUGACACCAAGCUCCUCUGGCUGCACUGAGUCGCUGCAGGGGAGGACGGACAGACGGAGGGACACCGGGGCUGCAGCCACCCAGGGACACCUGUGGGGUGAGUGCCAGCUGCGGAGCAUCCUGUCCCCUCUGCGCCAGCCAUGUCCCUGGUGGUGAAGGAGAAGAACCACGUCCGGUUGGUCUUCUUGGGAGCUGCCGGCGUGGGCAAGACAUCCCUCAUCCGCCGCUUCCUGAUGGACACCUUCGAGCCCAAGCACCGGCGCACGGUGGAGGAGCUGCACAGCAAGGAGUACGAGGUGUGCGGGGCCACGGUCAAGGUGGAAAUCCUGGACACCAGCGGCAGCUACUCCUUCCCGGCCAUGAGGAAGCUCUCGAUCCAGAACAGCGAUGCCUUCGCCCUGGUCUACGCCGUGGAUGACGCCGAGUCCUUCGAGAGCGUGAAGAGCCUGCGGGAGGAGAUCCUGGAGGUGAAGGAGGACAAGUUCCCCCCCAUCGUGGUGGUCGGCAACAAGGCGGAGAGCGGCGGCGAGCGGCAGGUGCCGGUGGAGGACGCCCUGUCGCUGGUGGAGCUGGACUGGAACAGCCGCUUCGUGGAGACGUCGGCCAAGGACAACGAGAACGUCCUGGAGGUGUUCAGGGAGCUGCUGCAGCAAGCCAACCUGCCCAGCCGGCUCAGCCCUGCACUCUGCAAGAGGAGGGAGACCCUGCCCAAGGAGCAGGCACUCAGGCCGCCCAUGAACAAGACCAACAGCUGCUCCGUGUGCUGAGCCGGCCGCCCCGGGGCCGGGAGGAAGGCGCUGGCAGCAGCGGCACCGGCUGGAAACUCAGGUGGGCUGGGUGGGGAGAGGCACUGCCUCGGCCAAAACUAACCCUGCUGCCUCCCACCCCUUCCUCCCUCUUCCCCACCCAGCCCACCGGGAGCGGAGAGGGUUGGAGGUGAUGAGGAGGGAGCUGGAAGGGAUGCUGGUUGCCGGGACAGUGCGGGGAGAGGGUGAAUUCCCAAAAAAGGCAGGAGGCUUACCUGGGAAACGGCCAUCAGCAGCCAGAGUGCUGGGUGGGAGCAGACAGGCACAAACAGCGGGGCUCUGGCCAUGGGAUGGGAAGGCAGAUCUGGGGACCUGCAGCUGCAUCACCCCCACCGGUGCUGCUCUCCCGGGGAGCCCUCAGGCCCUGGGUCACCUCAGCCCAAGCACUCACACCUCCAAGCUCCCGGCACGGCCACGGCAACCACGGCAGAUCCAAAGUAGUUCUGAGUUUGUACCUGGCGUAGAGCAUGAGAUAGGGCAGUCUGUGCAUCAGUUUGGUUUUCUCUAUUCUCUUUUUGUUUGUUUGUUUUUUAAGCACUCCCAAUAAACACGUUGUUGCGAAGUGGA